Gopherus flavomarginatus (Mexican gopher tortoise) is the source of this 763-nucleotide messenger RNA. Its product is annotated as cilia- and flagella-associated protein 251-like. The record is from RefSeq and is a predicted model, not a curated record. The transcript is spliced from 2 exons. The coding region runs from base 1 to 603 and encodes 200 amino acids. Lineage: Eukaryota; Metazoa; Chordata; Testudines; Testudinidae.
AUGGAGCAAAAGGAAGAAGAGAAGAAUCUGGCCAUGGAGCAGGAAGAGGAGCACCUGCCUGUGGAGGGAGAGGAAGAGGACCUGACCACAGGAGUGGAGCACCUGGCCAUGGAGCAGGAGGAAGAGGAGGAGGACCUGUCUCCAGAGGAGAAAGAGGAGGACUUGGGCAUGGAAAAGGAAGAGGAGCACCUGCCUGUGGAGAAAGAGGAAGAGGACCUGGCCACAGGAGUGGAGCACCUGGCCAUGGAGCAGGAGGGAGAGGAGGAGGACCUUGCUCCAGAGGAGAAAGAGGAAGACCUGGCCAUGGAGAAGGACCAGGCCACAGAGGAGGACAAGGAGGAUCUGGGUCAGGAGGAGGAGAAGGAAGCAGACCUGGCAAUGGAGGAGGACGAGGAUGUGGCCAGGCAGGAGAAGGAAGAGGAGGUACUGGCUAUGGAGGAAAAGGAAGUGGAGAAAGAUUGGGAAAUGGCCACAGAGAAGGAGCAGGAGGAAGAGGACCUGGUCACAGAGGAGGAGGAGGAGAAUGAGGAGGAGAAGGAUGUGGCCAUGCAGGGGGAAGAAGAAGAGGCAGAAGAGGAGGUAGAGGACCUGACUAUAGACUAGGAGGACCCAGGAAUUGAGGAGGACGAAGAUGUGCCAAUGCAGGGGGAAGAAGAAGAGAAGGAGGUGGACCUGGAAAUGGAGGAGUAGGAGCAAGAGGACCUGGCCAGAGAGGAAGAUGAUGAGAAGGAGGAGAACCUGGCCACAGAGAAGGAGCACGAGG